UGUCCAUUUUCGUGUUCAAUAUGAUACCAUCAGCGAUUAAUCUUAUCACAUUUUGCCUCGACUUGUUGGCGGCUGUGACCGUCGUUUCUGCCGGGGAAUCGGGCCUAAAAUCCUGCCUCCCGAGUCAACGCGAGCAUCGAGUGCAAGGCGGGGAACUCCACCGGUUUUACCGGGGACCGCUGCGGGACCACGCGCUCGUCGGCCAGGCCUACCGUAACCACACGGCGCGCUCACACGCAUCGUGCGCCGGGGAGUGCCUACGCGACGAUGCCUGUAAAUCCUUCAAUUUCUGCCAAGAUGGUGGUCUGUGCCAGCUCAACUUGGCCGUGGUCUCCCGGAACAUGAGCGACUUGUUUCCGUCGAAUGGCUGUCUUUACUUCGACGAACGACCGCACGGAAAGUGUCUGGAAUAUGAGACUACAGAGGAAUACAAAUACAAGUUCUUCGUACUGCCACCUCCCAAGGAAGGCGAGCCCUAUCGACUGGACUUCGCUGUGAAAGGGAAAGAAGAUGCCAUAUUCGCUCUCUCUGAAGAGACAAAUGAAAACAAUCUUUAUGACAUCGACAUAGCUGCUUGGAACAACCAAAGGACAAUCAUCCGGGCCCGCAAACACAGUGUACAUUUUCACGCAAGGGUUGACAUACCUGGGAUCAUGAGUGAACACGAGUACCGCCGACUUUGGCUAACUUACGACAGCUGGACUAUCAAGGUGGGUCGCGGCCACGAGGUGGCGCCCUUCAUAGAGUACCACGAUGAUUCACAUCGGGUUCAUGUCAAGUACAUUGGUAUAACGUCAGUUUGGUACGAUGUUAACUGGAUCUUUUACACUUACUGCGACGAAUAG
Messenger RNA from Patiria miniata (bat star), 845 nucleotides. RefSeq lists its product as uncharacterized. Lineage: Eukaryota; Metazoa; Echinodermata; Asteroidea; Valvatida; Asterinidae. Bases 21 to 845 code for a protein of 274 amino acids. The transcript is spliced from 3 exons. The record is from RefSeq and is a predicted model, not a curated record.